AUGGCUCAGCGUUCCGAAAAAAAGCGUGCAGAUCGAGAAAGGAAAGUUGGAAGAUAUUACACACUAGUUUUUUUAUUUUCAGUUAUUCUUUGGGUUCUUAAGUUUGCCAGGGACCUUUAUUACAAAAAGCUGCCGUAUACAAAGUUUGGGUACUUUUGGCGCGUUUCUCUAAUUUUUCUCGGAUAUUCUUUUAGUUUGUAUAGUAUUUUUAACAAUUUAAAGCUUGGUUUGGAGUUCAGUUUAUCCAACGACCUCUUCAUUGUGACAACUUCUGCCACUGUUCUUUCUGUUUUCUUUGACCAUUCAUAUAAACUGUUUCUGACAGUUCCUCUUUAUGCUGUGUAUAAAGGCUCAAAGGCUUUCUACAAGUGGGCAACAACUCCUUCUCUUGAAGUUCCUCAGACUCCUCAGAACCAAGAGCCUAAGAAGCGAGUAAAAUACAGGACCGUGAGGGCAUAA
Molecule: messenger RNA, 459 nt
Organism: Theileria parva strain Muguga
Lineage: Eukaryota; Apicomplexa; Aconoidasida; Piroplasmida; Theileriidae
Exons: 2
Coding region: 1-459 (152 amino acids)
Source: RefSeq, a predicted model, not a curated record